Messenger RNA from Dioscorea cayenensis subsp. rotundata (Guinea yam), 2049 nucleotides. RefSeq names its product actin-related protein 3. Bases 449 to 1732 code for a protein of 427 amino acids. Gene Ontology annotation, cellular component: Arp2/3 protein complex; actin cortical patch. Gene Ontology annotation, molecular function: actin filament binding. NCBI's taxonomy places the organism in Eukaryota, Viridiplantae, Streptophyta, Magnoliopsida, Dioscoreales, Dioscoreaceae. The record is from RefSeq and is a predicted model, not a curated record. Gene Ontology annotation, biological process: Arp2/3 complex-mediated actin nucleation. The transcript is spliced from 10 exons.
GACAAACAGAGAGAGAGAGAGACGUGUGAGAAGGGGGAAUCAUCGGGUCAGCCAUCAAAGAAGCAAUACUAGUAGAUCCGUAGGCACUACUCAAGGCAUCAUCACCACCAUCAUCGUCGUCACCAUUGAAAACCAUAGAGAUAUAUAUAUAUAUAUAUACAUAGAGAGAGAAGCAGUAGUAGGAGUAGAAAAGCAGCAAGGAUGGUGGGGAAAUGGAGCGGAUGACAUGGAUGGGAUGAGCCAAACGAGCUCCUUUGGUAGCCUAUUUCGCUUUGGAUCCACGCGACGUCCCACACGAACCACCGCCACUACUGUGUCUCUUUCCAGAUCUCGAUCUACGCCGGCCCACUGCGCCGACACCGCCUGCGCCUUCCGCCCAAUACCAUGAGCGGGCGCCCCUCCUGCACUCUCUCGGAUCUCGUUUGUAGAUCCUCCGCUUGUUCCCCGAAUGGAUGCCGCCUCUCGCCCCGCUGUGGUCAUCGACAAUGGAACUGGGUAUACCAAAAUGGGAUUUGCUGGAAAUGUUGAGCCUUGCUUCAUCACCCCUACUGUAGUAGCUGUCAAUGAAUCUUUUCUUAAUCAGUCAAGAAGUACUAGUAAAGGAAAUUGGCUAGCACAGCAUAGUGCAGGUGUUAUGGCUGAUCUUGAUUUUUUUAUUGGAGACGAAGCUCUGUCACGAUCACGCUCUAGCAGUACAUACAAUCUCAGUUAUCCGAUACAUCAUGGUCAGGUGGAAAACUGGGAUGCAAUGGAAAGAUUCUGGCAGCAGUGUAUUUUUAACUACAUGCGAUGUGAUCCUGAAGAUCACUAUUUUCUGCUGACUGAGAGCCCAUUAACUGCCCCUGAAAAUCGUGAAUACACUGGAGAAAUUAUGUUUGAGACAUUUAAUGUUCCUGGGUUAUAUAUAGCUGUCCAACCAGUUCUUGCCCUUGCUGCUGGGUAUACAACUUCUAAGUGUGAAAUGACAGGGGUGGUAGUUGAUGUUGGAGACGGAGGUACACAUGUCGUGCCAGUUGUGGAUGGAUAUGUUAUAGGGAGUAGCAUCAAAUCUAUUCCAAUUGGGGGCAAGGAUGUUACUCACUUUAUCCAGCAGCUUUUGAAGGAAAGAGGUGAGCAUAUACCUCCAGAGGAUUCCUUUGAAGUUGCUCGUAAAAUAAAAGAAACGUAUUGUUAUACUUGUUCAGACAUUGUAAAGGAGUACAAUAAGCAUGAUAAGGAACCUGCUAAGUAUAUUAAACAAUGGACUGGUGUCAAACCAAAAACGGGUGCACAAUAUUCUUGUGAUAUUGGAUAUGAACGAUUCCUUGGACCUGAGGUCUUCUUUCAUCCUGAAAUUUAUAGCAGUGAAUUCACAACUCCAUUGCCCGUUGUGAUAGACAAGUGCAUUCAGUCAUCACCAAUUGACACAAGAAGGGCUUUGUACAAGAAUAUAGUGUUAUCGGGAGGAUCAACCAUGUUCAAGGACUUCCAUAGAAGAUUACAACGGGACAUAAAGAAGAUAGUGGAUGCUCGGAUACUUGCUUCUGAUGCUCGACUCGGUGGAGAAGCAAAAUCACAGCCAGUGGAAGUUAAUGUUGUCAGCCAUCCUAUCCAAAGAUUUGCAGUUUGGUUUGGAGGCUCAGUACUCGCAUCCACAUCAGAAUUUUACGGGGCUUGCCACACAAAAGCUGAAUAUGAGGAACACGGGGCGAGCAUUUGUCGAACUAACCCUGUUUUCAAAGGGAUGUACUGAACCAAGAUCACCCUUGACAAGGAAUCACAUUUACGGAUAGUGUCCGUGUUAUUGAUGGAAAGCCGGUGUUCUUAUGAGAUGUAUAAUAGUGUUGUAUUGGUUAUGAGGCCUAGGUUUCAUUUUGCCAAUUGAUUUUAUAUUCUUUUUGGGAAGUUACAUGUUGAUAUAUAACAAAGGAACAUGUUGCUGCCACUCACUCUUCAGGCAGUUACUUGGAUUAGUCAGAGUUACAGUCAGGAAUGCCUGAAGCUGGAUGGUUACUGACCUUUUUCGGUGUUCAGCUUCAUUGAUAUACAAUAGAUGCAUUCUUUACUAAA